CAAACAACUUUCGGAAAUCAAGAAUAGAAAUAAGAAAUUACCAAAGAAAUGAUUACCAAAGAAAACCCUACCAACCAAGGGAUAUGUCCAAAGUAAAAUGUUACAACUGUGAAGAAUAUGGACAUUAUAAAAGAGACUGUCAAAAAACUAAAAAAGAAUCGUUUAAUAGAUUCCAACCAAAAAGGUUUCAACUACGAAAAAACAAUAAUAACAGAACAUCAUUCAGAGGAAGAGGAAAGUUCCAAAAGGGAAGACCCUUCAGAACAAAUAACAAUAACCGAUCUAACAAUAAUCGAAGAUUUAAUGGACAAAAAACUAGAAAUGUUCAAUUCAGAAAUAACCCACAAAGAAACAACAAUUUCAGAAACAAAAGAGUAAACAACAUGAGAACCACCGACACCAACAAAGAAAAAGGAAAUAACCAAAAGAAAAACUUUUUCAACAAGAAAAUAAAUCAUUACCAAGAAGAAGAAUACGAAG
Molecule: messenger RNA, 480 nt
Organism: Ambispora leptoticha
Lineage: Eukaryota; Fungi; Glomeromycota; Glomeromycetes; Archaeosporales; Ambisporaceae
Source: the annotation of a GenBank genome assembly